Molecule: messenger RNA, 2972 nt
Organism: Helianthus annuus (common sunflower)
Lineage: Eukaryota; Viridiplantae; Streptophyta; Magnoliopsida; Asterales; Asteraceae
Product: probable disease resistance protein At1g62630
Exons: 5
Coding region: 115-1809 (564 amino acids)
Molecular function (GO): ADP binding
Source: RefSeq, a predicted model, not a curated record
AACUGUACUAUUAUAAAACCCCACUUAUCAAUCAUUUUGUUUCCGUUUACACUUACCAGCCCAUUCUCAACCACAGAUUUUGAAGAAAGAAGAUCACAAGCAAAAGAGAGGAAAAUGGAGCAGUUUUUAUAUGACCAAGCCGUUGCUCCUGUUGUGAAAUUAAUUACACGUCAUAUCACGAAACACCUAGGAUAUGUGUUUUGCUCUACAAAACAUGUUACGGGCAUGAAAGCUAAAUUGGAAGAUUUGGUGGCUAAAAGCACUGAUGUUAUAAACCGCAAGAACAGAAAUGAAAUAAAUGAUAAGGAGAUACCUGCUCGUGUAGAGCCUUGGUUGGGAGAGGUUGAGAAGGUCAAGGAUAAAGUCCAAAGCAUCCCAAAUGAUGACAUUGGAUGUAUACACAUGAUUAAUAGGUACCGAGCCGGAAGAAAGGCUUCCGAGGCUACUAUGAGAAUCCAAGAACUUAUUUCAGAAAAUUCUGAGUUUGCUUGGACCGAUGCCCCAUUGGCUACUGGAAGAGCCACAUCCUCCACCACUUCUACACCGUUAUCAUCGUUACCGGGUGGAGAUGACUUCAAGUCCAGAGACGUGCCGUUCAACAAUGCAUUGAAGCUCCUUGAACAAGACGAUAACAAUAGUCAAGUGAUAGCCUUGUGUGGAAUGGGUGGUGUAGGAAAAACCACCAUGAUGGAACAACUUAAAAAAGUUGCAGAAGACAAGAAGAUGUUUGAUUUCUUUGUGAAAGUUACUCUUGGGAGAAAUCCUAACAUGCUUUCUAUUCAGAAUGAUAUAGCCAUAUGCAUAGGAGGUGAAGAUAUACGUCAAGCGACUGUAAAGGCAGAUAGACUUCGUAGAAAAUUUGAAAUAAUGUUACAAGACGGUAAAAAAAAGAUUCUAGUUAUAUUAGAUGAUGUGUGGGAGAAGGUUGACAUCAAGGAUAUUGGACUAACAAGUCCUUUACCGAAAGGGGUCAAGUUGUUGUUGACAUCAAGAUACUCAAAUAUUUGCACACAAAUUGCGGCUGAUGCUUUUACCCUUCCUCAAGUAGUCCAAGUCAAUGUGUUGUCAGAUGAGGAAGCACAAAAGUUCUUUUCUGAAUAUACUGGAGUUUCUAAAGAACAUGAUCAAAGUCUGUUUCAAAUAGGAUGCGAUAUUGUCAAAAAAUGUGGUAAUUUGCCACUUGCCAUCAAGAUCAUUGGCACAACCCUUAAAUCUCAAGAAAAUUAUGUGUGGAGGGAUACACUUAACCGUCUAAAGAAUCAUGAUCUUGAUGAUAAUGUUCAAGAAAUGAUCAGAAUUAGCUAUGAGUAUAUAAAAAAAGAUGAGGAUAAAGAGAUUUUUCUGCAUUGUGGCUUGUUUCCCGAGGACUCUGAUAUUCAAAUAGAGGAUCUGGUUAGACAUGGAUGGGGCCUAAAGUUGUUUAAAAAUGUUUCCACUUUGAGUGAGGCUCGAGACAGGACAAAUACAUGUGUGCGCAAUCUCGUAAACGCUAAUUUGUUGAUGGACAGUGAACGGCUUGGAUGUGUUAAAUUGCACGAUCUUGUACUUGCUUUUGUGUUAGCAAGAGUUUCCGAAGGUGAUUUUGCUUGGAUUGUAAACCAUGGCGAUGUGUCCACGUGGGGUAGAGACGAAAUGAAUGAAUCUUGCAUAAGAAUUUCAUUAACAUGCAUGGGUAUGUCGGAGUUUCCGCGAGACUUCAAGUACCCAGACCUCUCUUUUAUACAACUUAUGGACGGGGAUCAGUCGCUCAAGUUUCCGGAAGAUUUUUAUGCAAGUAUGGAAAAUCUCAAAGUCAUUGCAUUUUUAUGAAGUAUAUGAGUCAUCUUGAAGAUUUUGUUCCAGUCAAUCCUUAUGAUCAAAGCUUUUUUUUGUAUCUAAGAGACUUUGAGGUUGAUGAUUGUGAUAAGUUGAAAUACCUCUUCCCAACACAUGUGACACGUGGUUUGAGGAAACUUGAACGCCUCACAAUUUGGUCAUGCUCUGUUUUGGAAGCACUGGUGCAUGAUUACAAUGGCGAGAUAAAUGGUAAAGGAGAGAUGAUCAUUUUUGAGGAGCUAAAGUAUUUAUCUUUACGUGGCUUACCAAAGCUUGUACGUUUGUUCCCGGUUGACAGUGUGGUUGAGCUACCGCAACUGGUUGAACUAGCAUUUAUCCUGACAAUAAAAAUACUUCUCCAUGGCAACACACACUCUUUAAUAGUCAGGUUAGAAUUUUCGAGUUGAAAAAGGUAGAAAUUAGAUACAUGAAGAAUCUGAAGUGGAUAUGGCCGAGUAGUAGUGAGGAGGAAUUUGAAAAUAUUCCCAUGUUAAAAAACAUUUGGGUGGAAAAUUGUUAUGGGCUUGAGAAUCUAUUUCCAACCAAUCCAAUGCGAUUAUUGAAACAUCUAGAACAAAUAACAAUUUCAGAGUGUUCUUCCCUUCGAGAGAUAUUCAACAUAGACUUGGAAUGGAAUGUUUUGGUGAAGUUGAACAAGUUAUCAACAUCAGCUUGCGUUACAUUUUUGUGCGUCUUUUUAAUGAAGAAGAGGAGUGUCACGUGUGGAGUAUAAAAGGUGGUGAAAGAAACUCAAGUUUUCAUGACUUUGAUACAACGGGAUGGGUGAGAAAACCAUAUGGUUCAAAUACUAUAUAUGAAAAAACUUCGCACCAAUCGAGUCCAAAUUUGAUUCGGUUAAGAAGAGGAAGAGGCAAUUUGGGUGAAGCAUCGAGUGGUCAAGCCGGGGCGGACACGCGCUUGAAAGGAAGGCUUUAAGGUGAUAGCUAUGAUGUUACGGAUGAAGAUUAAGCAUAACGAAGAAUCGAACACAACCGAAGAUCAAGCUUCCGCUUUUUGUUUAGUUGUUUUACGAACCGAACAACGUUAACAUGUUGAAGUGUUUUAAGUACUUAUGAAGUUUUUUUUUAUCAAACCUGAAAUUUUGUUUGGACGUUUAUUUGCAUUACUUGUAUAUAAAUGCAACACUUUUAUAUAAA